GGAGUUUGGUAUCGUAAUGCAAAUUGCACGUGAGAUCAAGAUAGAAGAUCUCUCAGUUGAAAAGACUCACCGCAACAUAGAGUUGCCACUCCGACACCAUGAGAAACUCUCAAGAAGAUACUGAAGUGCAUCGAGCAUUGCCUGACAAGUUGACAAACGUCAACACCUCCAAUGGAGCAGAAGAUGGGGAAAACUUGCCAUAUCCUGUGAUAGAGAAGAUCGUGGCCGCAAUUCCCUUCCCUCAAGUCUACGGCAUAAAACUGAUUUCAAAGCGGAUGCACUCCAAUUUUCAAGCUCUUGUGAGCCGAAACUCAUCCACAUGGCCCACUUAUUGCCCGGCAUUCGUCUUCAACGACAAGCUGCUCGGAUUCGACAAAAGCAACAACGUUUGGCGUACAUUCACCUACAGGCCUCUGGUAGCAGUCAGCACCGAGUUCCCUCCUCCAUCAAUAGCAGGAGCCAGUGUGGCAGGAGCCUUAAUUUGCAUGUACGAGAGAUCAAGAGAUGGACCAGUUGUGACUGUCAAAAAUUUUCUGACUCGCAGAGAAAGGACCCUGCCUCCUCUUCCUAUCGAAGACGAUCCGAGUGUCAACUGGUGUCGGCCCAUUCUGCUUCCACUCAGCAAGGAGGACUACAAGGUAAUAUUGUAUGGAAUUUCCUGCAAGAUGGGAGACGGUCCACAGCUGGGGGCCUAUCUUGAAACGCGUACGUAUGAUUCUUCGAGCUUGAGCUCGGCUCCGCGAGUUUGGACAAAGCAGUCGACGUCGGUGACUUUCGCAAGUUGUUCUCGGUGUAAUGUGUAUCUGAAUGGAAACCUGUACUUCAUGUGGCCAUGGAAUGACCGCUCCUUCAGCUUCUUCCAGUACACAGGCACUCUGUGUGUCAUAAAUGUGUUCCGGUUCAAUCUUGAAAGCGGAUCCCUGACGAAAGUUGGCUCCCUUGAAAUCCGUUAUGAGACACUUUUCGAGAGCUAUCUCAAGCUAUGUGGUUCGAGCAUCUUGCUUGUGGUCAUAGACAGAGCCCCGGCGAACAAAGCCACCGUGACAUUGUACCAACUUUUUGAGAACAGUUUGAGCCUGGUGAAGUUGUCAUCAUGCACUUUGUUCAGGGGAGAUGAGUCCACUGGAUAUUGGGUUGCUAGUAUAGAUCUCGUUGGAGAAGAUGAUUGUCUCCACGUGUGUGAUAAAUACGUCAUGACGACAUACACCAUAAGUUCCGACAGUUGGAAAUCCUUUCCACCUCUGCCUGAGUCAUAUCCUUUCAGAUUCCUGCCUAAAAGUACAGUCAAUUUCCAGCCCGGAUUGAACCCAUUUGCAAUUCCGUAAGCGUUUGAACUGAUGGUAACGGUUGAUAGUAGCGGGGAAAGUGUCUGAAGAAUAGUGUCCGAGAGGGAUAAGGUCAUGUGAAUAUGAUUUUCUUUUGCGUGUAAGACUUACACGCAAAAGGGCACUUAGGUUUAUAGGGCAAAAUUGCAUUUACACUGUAAGUGCAAUUUGCCUGAGAAACUUUGAGCUGAUGCUCCCGUCAUUGGACAUCACUAUGUUAAAGCGGAACAAAUGUCUCUGAAAUAAUGAAUCUUGAUUCUUGAUUGUC
This is a messenger RNA of Marchantia polymorpha subsp. ruderalis, 1593 nucleotides long. NCBI's taxonomy places the organism in Eukaryota, Viridiplantae, Streptophyta, Marchantiopsida, Marchantiales, Marchantiaceae. The record is from the annotation of a GenBank genome assembly.